This is a messenger RNA of Exaiptasia diaphana, 1700 nucleotides long. RefSeq names its product kynurenine 3-monooxygenase. NCBI's taxonomy places the organism in Eukaryota, Metazoa, Cnidaria, Anthozoa, Actiniaria, Aiptasiidae. Bases 102 to 1439 code for a protein of 445 amino acids. The transcript has 17 exons. Gene Ontology annotation, biological process: NAD+ metabolic process; L-tryptophan catabolic process; quinolinate biosynthetic process. The record is from RefSeq and is a predicted model, not a curated record. Gene Ontology annotation, molecular function: FAD binding; kynurenine 3-monooxygenase activity; NAD(P)H oxidase H2O2-forming activity. Gene Ontology annotation, cellular component: mitochondrial outer membrane.
ACUGCUUUAGCAGCUCGUGUAAAAAACGUAACUCGUGAGGUUACAGCAGGUUUGACUAUUCUAAAAACAAGUGAAAAAAUUAAUACCAAUAUCUAGACAUUAUGGCCGCUGUUUCACAUGAAAAACCGAAAAGAGUUGCAAUCAUUGGUGGCGGGCUGGUUGGAUCACUAAAUGCUAUCUACUUUGCAAAGCRGGGUUUUCAAGUUGAUUUGUAUGAAUCUCGUAAAGAUCCUCGCAAGCAAGAAUUUGUACAAGGUAGAAGCAUCAAUCUGGCUUUAUCUGUAAGGGGAAUUGAAGCUCUCAAAGGCGCCAGUGCCCAUGUUCCUAUGGUUGAAAGUGGCAUUCCAAUGUAUGCAAGAAUGAUACAUGAUCGUAAUGGCAACAAGUAUGCAAUACCAUACGGAAAGAAGGACCAAUGUAUAUUAUCUGUUGAGAGACGUAAGAUGAAUGAACAUCUGUUAGAAGUUGCAGAAAGCUAUGACAAUGUAAAACAUCACUUUGACCAUAAGUUAACCAAAAUUGAUUUGGACAAUGCUAAGGCUACCUGUAUUUGUGAUGACACAACUGUUGAGGUUAAUGCAGACUUGAUUGUUGGAUGUGAUGGUGCUUAUUCAGCUGUGAGGAAAGAGAUGUGCAAACGUCCAAGAUUUGAUUACAGUCAGACUUACAUCCCUCAUGGGUAUAAGGAAUUACGAUUAGAAGCCGAUGGUGACAAGUAUAGAAUGGAAACCCAUUAUCUGCACAUAUGGCCAAGAAACACUUUUAUGAUGAUUGCUCUGCCAAAUCCAGACAAGUCAUUUACCUGCACACUCUUUGCCCCUUUUGAGCAAUUUGACAUGCUCAACAAGAAGGAAGAGGUUUUGAAGUUCUUCUACAAGCAAUUUCCAGAUUUUGUGGAUCUUAUGGGAGAAGAAACUUUGAUUGAUGAAUUCUUCAAAAAUCCUACUGGUCCAAUGGUUUCUAUAAAGUGCAAGCCAUAUCAUAUAAAAGACAAAGCACUUAUCAUUGGUGAUGCUGCCCAUGCAAUGGUGCCAUUCUAUGGUCAAGGAAUGAAUUGUGGUUUUGAAGAUUGUCUUGUCUUGGACACAAUUUUAGAGAAACAUGGAAAUUGUUUAAGUUCAGCUUUGGCUGAGUAUUCCCGUGUAAGGAACCCAGCUGCUGAAGCAAUGUGUGACCUAGCGAUGUAUAACUACAUUGAGAUGCGUUCCUCUGUAAACUCGAACGUUUUUUUGCUCAAGAAAAAAUUAUACAGCUUUCUUCACUGGCUGAUGCCUGAUACGAUUAUUCCGCUAUAUUCAAUGGUGACAUUUUCAAGAAUUCCAUAUCACAUCGUAAUUGAAAGGAACAAGUGGCAAGAGAGGGCGAUAAAUUCGACGUUUUUGGUAUUUCUYUUUGCUGUUUUCGUUGGUAGUCUUGUGAAGCUUUUCAGAAGUUUUUAACCGACUCCCGAUCUGCAUGGAUAAGGUUUAGACUUUUGUAAUGAGAAAUAUUAACUGGUAAAUCUUAGCUUACCUAAAUGUGGUAUUUAAUUCUAAGUUAAUAUUUAUUACAAACAAAUUAUAGGGAUGUUUGAGAACACACCAAGAAAUGGUUUUUGAGUGUUCUCCAAACAAGUAAAUACUAGUAAUACAUUGUAAAGUAAUUGGCUUUGCUGUUAGAACUGUUACCUCCAAAUGUGAAUAAAGUCUAACUUUGUAUGA